CUCUGAAUGGAACAGCUGGUCGACAACACCAAGCGAGAGGUUCGAGAGGCGUCUGAAAAAGUCCGCAACUAGCGGCCAUAAAAGAGAUGAUUUCCAGUAGUUGAGAUUGAAGCAGUCUCGAAAGCCAUGGACCAAGAUCGUCUUCACACCAUCCCUGUAGUUCCCAGCUCCUCGUCUGCACCAAAUCAAGUCUACCCUACAAGCUUACACUUGGUCACCAGUCAAGUUCCUAUGGCGGGUUACCACCACCAGACGCACCAGCAGGUCACUGUGAUGUCCGAUAAUAAUAAGGGUCAGGCAGCGACAACGAUGCUCAACAUACCCAUUGAUUAUAGCAGCCGUCCGGCCAUUGUACACGUCCAGCCCUCCAUGAUGGCAGUGGACAGAGUGCUGAAUUCACUCAGCGACCAGGACCAAACAAGCUCGGAUCUGGAAGUCCAGUCUGUCAUGUGUCCAGAGACGAGGAAUUUGUUGCCUACCUUAAAGCAAGUUUGUCCGAGUAGAUCAUCAUCAUCCAGUAAAUCGAGCAAGUCCAGUUAUUCCCCAAUGAGGUUGCAGAUAACAAUGACUAACACCAAGCGAGGAAAUAUCCAGAGUGUCACACCAACCAGUCUUUAUAAUCUGACAGUCCAUCAGCUUGCAGCCCAAGGCGAGAUAGCCACCAUGGAUGAGAAACUCCAAGAAGAAUGCGAGUUGAACGAGUCCGAUCCGUUGGGUCGCACCCCGCUGAUGUGGGCAUGUGCUCACCGGCAGACAGAUAUCGUCAAGUAUCUCUUGAGCAACGAGGCGGACGUGAUGCGGGAGAGUGACGAGGGGGAAACGGCUUUGGCGUACGCAAGCAGCUCUGGGUGUCUGGAGAUUGUCCGUUUAUUGCUGGAAGAUGGAGCAGAUGUCAACAAACUUGAUAUGAAUGAGGGAACGCCAUUGCUGUAUGCAGUCUACAAUAACCAUCCACUGUGUGCCCGCCUGCUGCUAGAAGCCGGUGCUGACCUGACCGUACAAACUGAAGGGGGACAUUCACCGCUGAGUCUGGCUGUGGCUCUAGGUUACAGAGAAGUACAACUUGCCAUUGAGAAACACAUGAUACAACUUCUUCAAAGCUGCACAUGAUGUAGAUGCUACCCCUUGGACAGCAAGUAUCCCACCCCUUACACAUACCAAGCCCCACCCAGUAACAGUUGACCCCUUUUUUAUAUCAUCCCAAAUUGUUUAGAAUCCAUCCACUACUUUUUGCCUUUUGAGUUACAUUGUACAUUUGUAACAGGCUCAAAUACAUCAAGUCAACAAAAAGACACCGAGACGAAAGGUCGAUGUUUUUGUCCACAGUUGAAACUGUUUCCCCCAUUUGUCCACAGUUAGAAACUGCAAAAACAAAUGGCCUUGCCCUUUCAAAAAAAUGAAAUUCAGGGAUGCAGUUAUUGAGCCAGAUGUUACACUCCUGAAGCCCUCUCGGGUGCCCUGUGCUUUGGCUGUGGUGCCCUCUGCAAGAUUCCAAUACCAACUGACAUUUCCCAAAAGUGCCCCUUUCCAUCGGGAACUUGUUGAGCCCUUUCAAGAUCAAAGUUCAAGGCUUGAUAAAGUGUCAUGACAGGGACCCAAACCCACACUCUGAUGAAUUGGCCACCCAUAAUUUGAAUCUGCUGAAUUUGGUGAAUUGAACCUCACAUUGGUCAUAACAAAGCAAUUUUCGUUCACAAGGCAUUUUAUAUUGCAUCAAGAGGUUGUUGCUGACCAGCGACGUGACACUUGUUGUGAAAUCAAAUAGUAGAAGGGAGAACCAAGGUAUCCGAAUAAGCAUGAAUGAUUUUAUGAGGUGAAAUGCAAUAUUGACAGUGUGUGGCAUUAAUAUUUAAAAGCGCGGACAGAGUUAACAAAAAAAGGCCUGGUAUUUUUCCUAUCUGAUUUUCCCAUUGGUUUGCCCUCAGAAAAAAAAACAGCAAAGUUGUUUUGAAGUAGCAUGAAAAGUCUUUAAAACCCUAUCCCAUAAUGCACAUGCAGGUCUGCCUUUUUACUCCACAAAGUAUUGCUACGUUUUUGUCAAGGGCAAAAUGUUAUCCCUGUAAAAGCUAUUCACUCAAUUGGAGAUCCCUGAAUUAAAACAGCAGCUAUUUUCUCAAUAGUGAUGACCCUUCAUUAACCUUAUAUGACCCUUAUUUGACCUUAAGACAGUUUCGUUAUCUCACCAAAUUUUUUAAGAUCACGCGUCAGCAGACCUUGUUUGGAUAAAACAUUUCACAGACAGUGGUAAACUAAAUUUUAAUUUAUCAGUUUCUUUCCCUAAAAAAUAGCAAUUUUGUGUGAAGUAUUAUGUGCAACCCUAUGUGAAAAUGUAGAGUUAGAAUUUGUUUAUAUAUUAGUGUAACAUUUUUGAUAAGCAAUCUCCUGUUGAAGGGUCAAGUUGGUCUUUGGAGUUCUAGGAUUGAGGAAACUUGUGUACGUUUUACAGUAAUUAUAUUAUUUGAUAUACACAUUCAUGUAGAGGUUUUGUAAUAUUUUGCUCUCGUUUAGUUACAUUAUGAAGUAUUAAUGUUCUUUUUGUUUGUUAUAUAAGCAAAAAAUGAAUUCCAGGUUUGUUUUGAUCUGUGUUGGACAUCAGGUAAGAUUGUGUUUUAUUGAAGAUUUCCGAUGACAGUGAAGUUGCAAUAAACCAUAUUGUGAGUUGGAUUUGAGUAACGUCUGGUACAAGCACUUCGCUAGUCAUAAGUUUGGCCAGAUUUGAUUUUAGAGACAGUGGCUACAUGUACAUGUGUGUUAAAUGGUUCGUGGCAAGCAACCUCCAGAUGAGCAAACCCUGGUGCCAUUGUGCCAUACACAUCUAUUCAAAAUGUUUAAUAGCUAACUUGUAACUAAGCAAAUCAUUCUACCAGACAUUAUUCAAAUGCAACUUGCACAUCGGCUUAUUGAUUUGAAAUUAGUGCUUUCCUAGUUUAAAAAAAGUGCAGGCUUGAAAAGCCUUUUUUUUGGUUUUUCUUCAGAAGGGCUUUCCAGGAUUUAAGAUUUAGCGAACGAUAUUCGGUGAAGAGCAAUUGUAAGAGAAAAUGUUAUUUUUGAUGUGUGUUUUAAUCUGGGAUUUUUAUUUUAAAAUGUUUUUUUUUCUUCUCUUUGUUGUGAACAAAAAACAAUUAUUUAAAGUGGGACUUGAAUCUGCUACCUGUGGUUUAACAUACCUGCGCUCUACCAAGUGAGCUAUCUAGCCGUAAUGACAACAGCUUUUUUCUUUUUUGCCUCCAUGUUUGUGUUGGGGUCCCUGUACCAGAGAGUCACUAGGAAGGUGGGCUUGAAACCUAUGCGAAUAAUUCUCAGGAUUUUGCUUGUAUUUUGUGGAUUGUUGUGUCGGUAUCCAUAAUUUUUAAAAGAUACAAAUAAUGUUAGUGUUGUUUGGGUAAAAUAAAAAUUCUGUAUUUUAUUAAGAAAAAGUGUAGAACAAUCCAAUAAACAAGUUGUACAAUAAAAAUUAAUGUAGUUGCAGAAAAGACCAUGUCUACGAUAGUCUCCUACAAGUGUGUAUAGUUAUUAGAAGAACGAGCGGAAAACCAUUCAAAUCCAUAACAGAUUGGACACCCGAUUCUAUUUGUACCUCUUAAUUAUACUUCUGUUCUGUUUAUUUUACUUAUUUAUUUGUGUAUUUAUUUAUCUAUUUGUUUAUUUUGUUAUUUAUUUGUUAUUAUUAUUUUUUUUUGCGUUAUUUACUUAUUUAUUUUUUUUUUGAAGUUGUGGGUAGGUCAUUAGAAACAACUGAUUUUGUGUGUCUUUAAUCCAGUUUUCAUUGGAAAUAAUAUUUUAAAAACAACAAAAAGUUGGUGCUGGUAUUCGGUACCUUCUGAAGACCAAUGACAAAAUAAUAAAAUCAAAUAAAAGGACUCCAUAGGGAAACUUUAAAGACCAGGGUGCUCCACAAGGAUUGUGUGUACAAAGUCUAUGGGAGCAUCUUAAGUACAGGGACAAUGGAAAGAACAAAAGAUGUCUCCACACAGAUGCAUAUUUCAGGCUUUGGAGACUCCUUAGCUGUGAGAGCAUUGAUAAAGAACUGCUUCAUUUGAGGCAUUGUUGUGUUUCUUUAGCGCACAAAUUACACUUUGAACAAUCAAAAUCAAAAUUUGGGAAAACAAGUGUUGUUAUUGUUUUAUUGUUAUACUGUUCAUUAUUUUCAUUGGAUGAAUAGGUAGAUAAUUUUUGCUUUGUAAUAACUUUCAAAAUAAACCUUGUUGUUGAGAAAUUAAGUAUAAGCAAACCAGGGGCCAAAGUUACGGCUAAGAGAAUUAACUGUUUUGUUAUCAGAAAUAUUUGAAAAUAAUUGGUAGUGAAUUGUUUUUAAUAAUGUACAUAUUGUGAGAGUAGGCUUUUGUUGUUUGUAAAUACAUGAAGAUAACAA
Molecule: messenger RNA, 4372 nt
Organism: Asterias rubens (European starfish)
Lineage: Eukaryota; Metazoa; Echinodermata; Asteroidea; Forcipulatida; Asteriidae
Product: DNA-binding protein RFXANK-like
Exons: 7
Coding region: 127-1110 (327 amino acids)
Biological process (GO): regulation of barbed-end actin filament capping
Cellular component (GO): nucleus; cytoplasm
Molecular function (GO): protein binding
Source: RefSeq, a predicted model, not a curated record